Molecule: messenger RNA, 1181 nt
Organism: Rubroshorea leprosula
Lineage: Eukaryota; Viridiplantae; Streptophyta; Magnoliopsida; Malvales; Dipterocarpaceae
Source: the annotation of a GenBank genome assembly
AUGAUAGUGGUGCUAUUACAGCACAAGAGAUUGAUGUUGGAAUGGCAUUUCAUUGCUACCUGCUGAAAAGUGGGUUGUUGGCUUCUGUUUCCGUUGGGGCUGCACUUUUGCAGAUGUAUUCAAAGUAUGACCAGGUUGGUUUAGCUAGGAAUGUAUUUGAUCACUUGAAUAACAAAGACGUAAUUGCUUGGAGUGCAAUGAUCUUGGCAUAUGCUCAAAGUGGGCAACCCUUUAAAUCUGUGGAUGCCUUCAAAGAGAUGCUAUUGAUGAAUGAGAAGCUCAACCCUUUCACUUUUGUUAGUCUGUUACAAGCUUCUUCUUUGAUGGCAUCUCAAGAGCUUGGACAAAGCAUCCAUGGUUAUGCAAUUAAAGUUGGUUACUCGUUAAAUGCAUAUUUGAUCUCAGGCUUGAUCGAUUUGUACUGCAAAUUUGGAAAGGUUAAGCAAGGGAAGGUUCUUUUUGAUGAAAUUCCUGUCAAAGAUGUUACAUGUUGGGGUGUAAUGAUUAAUGGUUAUGGAUUGAAUGGUUGUGGAAUGGAAGCUCUUGAAACAUUCUCAACCAUGUUGGAACAUGGGAUGAAGCCAAAUGAUGUUGUUUUUCUCUCUCUUUUAUCGGCUUGUAGUCAAUGUGGACUAGAAUAUGAGGGUUGGAACUGGUUCUAUUCUAUGAAAGAGAAGUAUCGUAUUACUCCAAAACUUGCACACUAUGCCUGCAUGGUUGAUUUGCUCAGUCACCAGGGAAAUACUACAGAAGCUCUAAAUUUUGUGAAUGAAAUGCCAGUGGAGACUGAUAAAAGAAUCUGGGGAUCUCUUCUUGCUAGUUAUAGAUCAACACGUGGGUCAAUUAAUAUUGCAGAGUUUGCUGUUGAACGCCUAACUACCUUGGAUCCGCAAAACAGUAGCAACUACUACAAGAUUUUGUUAGACCUGUAUACAGACGAGCAUAGAUGGGAAGCUGUGGAGAGGCUGAGAAGAUUGAUGGAUGAGAAUGCAUUGAUGAAUAUUGCCUGAAUUGGUAGGUUAGAGCAAGUCAGAAUUAGCAUUCUCUUUAUUCUUUUAAUUAUUUCUUUACGGCGACAUAGACUGUUUCUUUCAACCAGUCUCAGUGUACAAAAGACACUUUUUUCAUUUAAAAUGAAUCUGAAUAAUAAUGAAAUGUUGUAACAAAAGAUUUAAUAUUUU